This is a messenger RNA of Penaeus indicus, 3107 nucleotides long. RefSeq names its product secretion-regulating guanine nucleotide exchange factor-like. Lineage: Eukaryota; Metazoa; Arthropoda; Malacostraca; Decapoda; Penaeidae. Bases 290 to 1480 code for a protein of 396 amino acids. The transcript is spliced from 8 exons. The record is from RefSeq and is a predicted model, not a curated record.
UUCCUCGUCGGUGCCCAAGGAGGACGUGUUAUUAUCCUCUUUAUUAUAAAUAUUAAUAGUUAUUAUAAAACCACGCCCUUUUUUUGGGAACUUUUUUUUUAAUGGACACGUGUUUCUAUGAGGACACACCCUUGUCUUCAGUGAGAGGAAGCCCGCAACGACACCCCCUUUUUUUGGACACGUCAGGACACCAGGACACGCCCCAAAGCAAGACCUCAGGGGCCACUCCACGAGCGGGACGAAUGCCGUAGGAAAUUUAAUAGAUAACAAUGAGUUGUGGUGCGUGAACAUGACAGCCUUGUAUGCAUGGGGUGCCAAUAGCCACGGGCAGUUAGGCCUGGGCUAUGUCAGUGAGCAGGUGACUCAACCUACACGAGUAGAUGACCUACCAGACAACAUAAGUGAACCUUCAAUAUGUACAGCAGUUGGUGGGGGAGGUCACACCUUCCUGUUGACAGCUCAGGGACGACUCUUUGGCGCUGGAUGGAACACCAGUGGGCAGGUCGGAGAUGGGACACAAGUACGUGCAGUUGCAGGAUUCCAGCUCAUACGAGGCCUGGAGGGUCAUCACAUGGUUGCUGUGGCUUGCGGCUGGGCCCACUCCAUUGCCCUCAGUAGAUCUGGCCAAGUGUGGGUGUGGGGCUCAAACAGUCAUGGCCAACUUGGGCUACCAAAGGAUGAGGUGCCUUUUACAAGCCUUCCAAUUUGCUUGGACCUAACGAAUGUGGUGAGCGUGUCAGCUGGCCUGCGCCACACAGCAGUUGCUACGAGGGAUGGGAGAGUGUACACUUGGGGCCAAGGUCACCGGGGCCAGCUAGGUCAUAUUGACAGUGAAGGCCAGAUGGUUAAACUGCAGCCAACGCCAAGGGUUGUGGAUCACAUGGAAGGAAAGGUUUCAUGUGUAGCCUGUGGUCAGAAUACUACCUAUGGGUUGACUACGGAGGGACAUGUCCUAGCAUGGGGUGACAACAAGUGGGGGCAACUUGCUCAUGAUCCUAGGAAUGUUGCCUACUUCACCUGCCCACUGACCAUCCCUCAUAACUACUUUGGUGGGGAGCGUGUGGUUUGGCUGCGGGUGGGCUGGACCCACUGUGUUGUGGGUGUUGCCUCGGGUGCUGUCUAUGUGUGGGGCAGAGCAGACUAUGGGCAGCUUGGCCCCUUGGAAGAUGAGCAACAAGACUCCAGCUCAGACACGACCGGUAAUGAAGUUCCUCAGAAGCGUUGCAGAUAUAUACCAAGCUGCUUAAGGUUCAAGAAGCGUGUGAAAGGAGUAGCAUGUGGUUCAGAACACAACCUAGCUAUGAUUGAAGGACCUGGGGAUAGCAUCUCCCUCUUCACUUGGGGUUGGAAUGAACAUGGAAAUUGCGGAGAUGGAACAACAACUAAUGCCCUGCGCCCUGCAAAGAUUCAGGUGCCUGGGAAUCUGCAGGUUAUUGGGGCUGGGUCAGGACAUUCUUUUGCCCUUGUUAAACUUUUUUGACAUUGCUGAAUGUAAGAAAGAUAGAUGCUUGUAUUUUUAAAAUGUUUGGAGGCAAGAUUACUUUUUAUCAACAACAAAAGUUGAGCCUAGUAGAAGCAGACCAAAUAUAAGAAAGUUGUAGUAGGAAAGAAUAAGUGCUUCUACACACUGAAAACCCACAGUUUAUAAUGUCUUCUCUGUGUGAUGAAAUAUAUUUAGUUUUUAUUAUUAAGGAACGAGUGUGCAAAAUCCCAGUGCAAAAGUGUAUCUUUCCUUGAAGAAAAUAGAAAUAAUGAAAAGGACAGAGAAAGAGUAAUAUCCACUUACUGAAAGAGUUUCAAGGAAAGCCUGAGAAGCAAAAAACUUAUUUGGAAUACCAAUAUUAUAAGAGAUUUAGUGGAUUAUAAGAGAUAUAUUGCAGCUUUACAGUUAACUUUACCAGGCAGACUCCAAAUAGCAAAUAAGGUUUAUGUUGCUUUACAACAUGUAUUUGAUUAGUGAGUGAAAAAUACAAGACUGCUUUAUGCAUUUUAUAAAACCUUUAAGAAUGUACUCCUGAAAUGAAUGACAAUCAACAACAUACCCAUCAUCAGUCUAACAGAUAAUUUGUACUUUUUUUUAAUAGAAACAUCAAUAGUGCUGCUGUUUACAACCUAGUUCCAGUAAUGUAGUUGCAGAGAUUUAAGAAACUUUACAGUGAAAUAAAUGCACCAAAGUUAUUAAAGCCUUGUCAGCCAUGAGUCUUUCCAUAUGAUAUAGAGAAACAGUAAGUGAUGUGUAGUAACAUGAUUUGGUUGAAAAUACUUUUAUUGUUGUUACAGUCAUUCUCUAAUUUUUAAAAGGAACCAUCUCUCCUCUUAAUAGAAGUCUUUGUAAGGAGAUAAUUGUUGUUAUUAAGCAGCUUCUAGCUAUCGACAAGAGUUUGAGAUAAUCUGAUGCUUCUGGUUUUUAGUUGGCUUGUGCAGUGUGCAUUGCUGUUUUUUAUACAUAUAUAUUCUAGUAUCCCAAAAAGUGCUUUAUGAAAGAGCCAAAUAUCUGAUAUUUUGUAUUUUGGAAUAGUUUUCAAAUUUGUUACUUUUUUAUAAUUUUUGAAGCUCACACAUUUGGAUGGCAAAAAGGGACAAAAAGCUAAUAUUGCAAAAUUAUAUGUGUAACAAGAAAUGAGAUCUUAAGUUAAAAAAAAAAAAAAAAUCUUUUAAAAGUUUGGGGGUUUCAUAACAUGCUGCCUAGGGACUUCUGAGUGAGUGCUCAAACAACAUUUGUAUUUGAUUCAGAGUGUUCACUGUGAAUGGUCCUUGCACUGUAAUUCUAAUGAUUUUGAUAAGUUAGUAAUUUCAAAUCAGUCUUACCUGUCUUUGAUAAUGAAGAUAAGUUAAUGUAAUUUAGACAAUCAAAAGCUGUUGUUUUCAGACCAUGUAAACUCCACACAUAUGAAUCAAGUGGUUUACUCAAAAUAUCAGGAGAGGAAAAGAAAAUUAUAAGACUUUGUAGCUUCAGAUAGUAGUGCUGUUAAAUACUGAUGCAUGUACUCAGGUUUUAAUGACUUUCAUGGUCAUGCUUAAAAUGAACAUUUUUCAACACUGAUACAUUAUGUGUAUUGUUCAUAGGAACAUCUUUUUUAUUAUUUGAUUGUAAACUCACUAGCAGU